Messenger RNA from Bipolaris zeicola 26-R-13, 1821 nucleotides. RefSeq lists its product as uncharacterized. The transcript has 4 exons. Gene Ontology annotation, cellular component: anaphase-promoting complex. NCBI's taxonomy places the organism in Eukaryota, Fungi, Ascomycota, Dothideomycetes, Pleosporales, Pleosporaceae. Gene Ontology annotation, molecular function: anaphase-promoting complex binding; protein binding; ubiquitin ligase activator activity. The record is from RefSeq and is a predicted model, not a curated record. The coding region runs from base 1 to 1821 and encodes 606 amino acids. Gene Ontology annotation, biological process: anaphase-promoting complex-dependent catabolic process; positive regulation of ubiquitin protein ligase activity; positive regulation of anaphase-promoting complex-dependent catabolic process.
AUGGCACGAGGCCAUUUAAGCGACGCAGCUACGGCGAAUAUACAGUCCGAAGACGAUAUCGCAACACCGACGCUGAUUUCCCCGCCCGAGUCCAAAACACCACCGACCGCUUCCCACAAGCGCAGCCAGUCAUUCCCUACCAAAAGGCUCAGUCGCAACUCAGAACCAAUAGAUCCCACAGCUUUAUCAAAAGCGCUUGGACAUAUUGAACAAGCUGGCCGGGUGCGAGAGCGGACACCAACAGCAAGCCCCAGCCGAAAGCGCCCGCGGACGUACGGUGACAGAUUUAUCCCAAACCGCGCAGGCCAGGAUCUCCAGGCCAGCUUCAAUCUACUCCACGAUGACGCAUCUCCAGCGACCCCGUCCAAGGCUAGGCGGACUCCUCACAACGAGCUGCACUUUCAGAAGACUGAAGAAGCCAACCGCACAUAUUCCGCCGUACUCCGACAAGAAAUGUUCGAGGGCUCAGUGCCUCAGGCAUUACCCCAGAGUUUGUCACCGACCGACAGUGGUAAUAUGAGGGGCGCAGGACGCUCACAUACUCCUCCAGCGAGGACCACAGCCUCGCUACCGCCCCCUUCAGGGACUCCAUCUACCCCGCACAAGAACCUCUUUUCCUACUCAGGCCAGCCAACACCGUCACGAACGCCUUCGAGUCGGCAUGGUGUACUCAACCUCAAUGCUCGAUCAGACCUUUAUAGUCUAUCACCCAUCAAGUACAGCAGUCAACGUAUGCUGCUCAGCCCUCAACGUCAAGCUCGCGCAGUUUCCAAAGUACCAUACAAAGUUCUGGAUGCUCCCGAUCUAGCAGACGAUUUCUAUCUAAACCUGGUAGAUUGGGGCAGCCAAAAUACUCUAGGUGUAGGCCUUGGAUCAUGUGUAUACAUGUGGAAUUCGAGCAGUGGUCGCGUUACCAAGCUGUGUGAGCUUGCCGAUGAUUCUGUGACCAGUGUGAACUGGAUACAACGUGGCUCACAUAUCGCUGUUGGUACAAAUCGAGGCCAAGUGCAAAUAUGGGACGCACAGACUCAGCGCCGCCUUCGUACCAUGACUGGCCACACCGCUCGUGUUGGGGCCCUUGCAUGGAACGAGCACAUUCUCACUUCUGGAUCCAGGGAUCGCACCAUCUACCACCGGGACGUUCGGCAGCCAGAACAAUGGCUUCGCAAGCUUGUCGGCCACAAGCAAGAAGUCUGUGGGCUAAAAUGGAACCAAGAAGACGGCCAGCUCGCAUCCGGAGGCAACGACAACAAGCUCAUGGUGUGGGAAAAGCUCAACGCAGAGCCUACCUUCAAGUGGAGUGAGCAUCAAGCUGCCGUCAAAGCAAUCGCUUGGAGUCCACAUCAGCGAGGUCUCCUGGCUAGCGGUGGUGGUACAGCAGAUCGAACAAUCAAGUUCUGGAACACGCUCAUAUCCUCAAACGGCCCGUCAGCUUCAGCGCUUGCAUCUGCAUCAGCGGCUGCAUCAGCAGCAGCGACCACCAACAUUCCACUUUCACCGACAGCACCAGCAAACCUCAUCAACAGUCUCGAUACUGGUAGCCAAGUGUGCAACCUCGCAUGGUCCAAGAACAGCAACGAAAUCGUUUCCACCCAUGGAUACAGCCAAAACCAAAUCAUUGUUUGGAAGUACCCAAGCAUGCAGCAAGUAGUUUCGCUUACCGGCCACACUUACCGUGUACUUUACCUGGCUAUGAGUCCAGAUGGUCAGGUGAUUGUUACUGGCGCUGGUGACGAGACGCUUCGCUUCUGGAAUGCUUUCAAGAAGAAGGAGCGCACUGGGGGCUUGAGUAGUAUGGACAGUUGGGGCGUCAUUCGCUGA